Molecule: messenger RNA, 1053 nt
Organism: Helianthus annuus (common sunflower)
Lineage: Eukaryota; Viridiplantae; Streptophyta; Magnoliopsida; Asterales; Asteraceae
Exons: 9
Coding region: 78-887 (269 amino acids)
Source: RefSeq, a predicted model, not a curated record
AAUUCAUUCCUUCCCUUCUUCUACUUUAAGCUUUCAGUCACCUUCCAGUUAUUUUAUUUUCUCCUAUUCUACAAGCAAUGGAAUACCAAAACCAGUCAAAAUAUGAAUGCCUUCUCUUUGAUGUUGACGAUACUAUUUAUCCGCUGAGCUCGGGUUUAUCAGCACAGUGCACCAAAAACAUCAUAGAGUAUAUGGUGAACAAGCUCGAUAUAGACGAGAGCAAAGUACUAGAAAUGAAUACUAAACUCUACAGAGAAUACGGGACAUCAAUGGCUGGUCUUCGGGCUUUAGGCUAUGAUUUCGACCAUGAUGACUACCACAGUUUUGUCCAUGGGAGAUUGCCUUAUGAAUAUUUGAAACCCGACCCGGUUUUGAGAAGUCUUUUGCAUAGCCUGCCAAUAAGGAAAGUGAUUUUUUCGAAUGCAAACGAGGCACAUGUGGCUGAAGUUCUUCAUAGACUUGGACUGGAGGACUGCUUUGAUGAUGUCAUAUGUUUCGAGUCUUUGAAUCCUACAAACCAAAUCGACAAUCCUAGUGCUCCCAAUGGUUCUGUUAUCGGAUAUGAUAACAAUGGUGAAUUACCCGAGAGUCCUAUUGUUUGUAAACCUUUUGAAAACGCGUUCCAUCAGGCUUUCAAGAUGGCAAAGAUUAACCCUCAUAAAACUUUGUUCUUUGACGACAGUAUUCGCAAUAUACAAACUUCAAAACUCACGGGCCUCACCACCGUGUUGGUUGGGUCAUCACAGCGUAAAACAGGGGUCGAUUACGCUUUAGAGAGCAUUCACAACAUAAGGGAAGCACUGCCAGAGCUAUGGGAAUCGGUCAGUAAGAAAUUAGAUGUUGGUUUUUCACAAAAGAUUGCGAUUGAGACUCCUGCGGAAGCUUAGAUCCACAACUGUGUUUUUCUUCAUGUAACUUUCGGUUUCGUAUUUUCAAUAAUCCAAGUCAGGUUGUUAUGGAAAUAGUCAGAUUGUGUAAAUUGUGUACUUAAAAGUGACAGAGAUAUUGUAAGUUGUAACUUAUGUAUUUAAUGAGAAAAAUGCUAUCAAGUUA